This is a messenger RNA of Eptesicus fuscus (big brown bat), 671 nucleotides long. RefSeq names its product magnesium dependent phosphatase 1 (gene MDP1). NCBI's taxonomy places the organism in Eukaryota, Metazoa, Chordata, Mammalia, Chiroptera, Vespertilionidae. The record is from RefSeq and is a predicted model, not a curated record. Bases 62 to 556 code for a protein of 164 amino acids. Gene Ontology annotation, molecular function: acid phosphatase activity. The transcript is spliced from 6 exons.
GGAGGGUAUCUGAGCCCCAGAGAAGGCCCGCCUCCCUGCUCGCAGCCUGUGGGCGCCGGUGAUGGCGCCGCUCCCUAAGCUCGCUGUCUUCGACCUGGAUUACACGCUCUGGCCAUUCUGGGUGGACACGCACGUGGACCCCCCAUUCCACAAGAGCAGUGAUGGAACUGUACGAGACAGGCAGGGCAGGACCAUCCGACUGUACCCAGAGGUGCCCGAGGUCCUGGACCGAUUUCGAGGCCUUGGGGUACCCAUGGCAGCCGCUUCACGGACGGGUGAAAUUGAAGGGGCCAACCAGCUACUGGAGCUCUUAGGCCUUGUCAGAUACUUUGUUCAAAGGGAAAUCUAUCCAGGCAGCAAGGUCACACACUUUGAGAGGCUGCAGCAGAAGACUGGAGUUCCUUUCUCCCAGAUGAUCUUCUUCGAUGAUGAGAAGCGGAAUAUUGUAGAUGUCAGCAAACUGGGUGUUACCUGCAUUCAUGUUCAGAAUGGAAUGAGUCUUCAAAUCCUAACUCAAGGAUUAGAGACAUUUGCAAAGGCCCACGCCGGACCCUGAGGUCCAGUCCUGUGGAUGAGCCUCAUUUGAGGCAUAAAACUCAAGAAAACUAGGAAGGCGUUUUCAGGUGCAUGUGUAAAUUAUAAAGUGUAUUUGUGUGACAGAAGAAAUCUUA